CUGAAAAGAUUGACCCUUGAAGAAUCCCGUAGCUCAGAAUCAUCAGUUACCACCGGUUACCACGCAACCCUACAGACGGUGUUAUUUAUCUUUCCUCUGAUAGCAAAACUCAACAUACACCCGAACUUUAAGGCGCUUUACGCUUGUGGCUAUGAUUUAGCUGCGUUUGUGGCGCUCAGUAGCGAUCCUCGAAGUGAAAUACCGGACGUAGCGGGCUAGUGUGCGGCAGCUAGCUCACUAAAACCGCAGUGAGUGCGGAGUUAAAAGAAGGUGGCGCUACUGACACUUUAUUGCUCCAAGAAUGAAUGUCGCUAAAAGUGGAUAUCGUGUGUUUUCCGCAAACUCCUCGGCAGCAUGCACAGAACUGGCUAAGAAGAUAACGGAGAGACUAGGAGUUGAAUUGGGGAAGUCUGUGGUUUUUCAAGAGACCAACAGAGAGACGAGAGUGGAUGUGAAGGAAUCCGUUCGAGGGCAAACCAUCUUCAUCAUCCAGACCAUACCACGAGAUGUGAACACAGCCAUCAUGGAGCUUCUCGUCAUGGCGUAUGCCCUCAAGACCUCGUGUGCAAAGAACAUCAUUGGAGUUAUUCCUUACUUCCCUUACAGCAAGCAGUGCAAGAUGAGAAAGAGGGGCUCCAUAGUAUGCAAACUGUUAGCCUCAAUGUUGGCUAAAGCAGGUCUCACGCAUAUAAUCACUAUGGAUUUGCAUCAGAAGGAGAUCCAGGGCUUCUUCAGCUUUCCUGUGGAUAACCUGCGAGCCUCCCCAUUCCUGAUUCAGUACAUCCAAGAAGAGAUUCCUCUUUACAGAAAUGCUAUAAUUGUUGCAAAGUCCCCUGCUGCAGCUAAAAGAGCUCAGUCGUACGCCGAGCGGCUGCGUUUGGGCCUGGCCGUGAUCCACGGCGAGGCUCAGUGUUCUGAGUCAGACAUGGCCGACGGAAGACACUCCCCUCCGUGUGUGCGUAACACCACAGGUCACACGGGACUGGAGCUGCCAUCAGGCAAACAACAAGCUCCGUUCCCUGGCAUAGAGCUUCCAAUAAUGAUGGCCAAGGAGAAACCUCCGAUUACUGUAGUAGGAGACGUGGGCGAGAGAAUUGCCAUAAUUGUGGAUGAUAUUAUAGACGACGUAGGAGAUUUUGUUGCUGCUGCAGAGAUCCUGAAAGAGAGAGGAGCCUAUAAAAUUUACAUUAUGGCAACUCACGGUUUACUUUCUGCAGAUGCCCCACGUCUCAUAGAGGAAUCAGCCAUAGAUGAGGUUGUCGUGACGAACACAGUCCCCCAUGAGGUGCAAAAGCUACAGUGUCCAAAGAUCAAGACGGUGGAUGUCAGCAUGAUCCUGGCGGAGGCCAUCCGUCGUAUCCACAACGGAGAGUCCAUGGCCUACCUGUUCAGAAAUAUAACGGUGGACGACUGAUCUGGGUUUGGUGAUAGAAACCAGAUCCACCGCUUCCUGCUUAGCGCUGUAAUAACCAGCUGCCCCACAUCGUCUUUAUAUCAGGAUCACACAUGUCCUCUUUUAUUUAAAGAUAUUCUAGAAAAUGACCAAAUAACUGACCCAUUUGCUUUACCAGAAGGUGUUCACUUUAUUUCUUUAGUUCGCUUAUUAAAUUUAUGGUUUUCAGACCUGAUAAAUCACACCAGAAGAUUCAUACCAGCAGCAACAGAGACCUCUGCUGCUUCAUAAUUCAAAUGAUGACAUGGAUCUUUGAGUUUAAGGGUGAGGAGAGUGAAGUACUUCAAUGGUAGUACUUUUAAUACAUCCCUUUAUUAGCAACCAAUGCCCUAUACGACAAAUGUUAAAGGGAUAUUUCAGCAAUGUCCAAGAGUGUUUUUGUGUGUGUGAAAGUUGUAUGUAGAUACUAUUUCUAUCAAAUUGCCUCCUGAUUGGAAAAGUAGGCUUUAUCUCCCAUAGGACUGAUGAGCUAAUGGCUAGUUUGAGUGUAACCAAGAUCAAAGUGUAUUGCCCCACCUACCCCUAUUGCACACUGGAAGCAUCUGCGGCGCGGAGUGGCACUGCUUCAAAUAGAAUCCACUAUAGUCUAUGGAUGUUUGAAACCAGCCAUGACGCGGCAAUUUUCAGACGUGUCUCAGAAGCGGCACACCACACCGCCAAAGAUACGAUCGGGUUCUGUUUUUUCCUCGCGCCACUUCUGGAACACAUCAAUUUCAGCAGUUAACAAAGGGCUAGACCAAAAAAAUCACACACGGUUGUAAAAACCCUGGUAAAUUUCAAAUUAAAGUAUUGCAGUGAUGCAGUUUCAUAUAUGUGAAGCUUAUGUGUGACUCAACGGCUCAUAGCAUUGUUCAGAAGUGCUGCGGUUUGUUUUUCAUGGCUUUAUUCCUGGCAGUGGAGGAACAACAUAAUAUGACAUCAAACAGCGAUAUAAAACAUGAUUUCCUUCGUUUUGGUUUAAUGGUCUAAAAUUUGACAUUAGGUUUUUUACAAAACAUCCUGUUGUUAUUUACAGAUGUGAGUAUUUGUAUCAGCACUAAAAGUCAGCCAGUACUCGACACAGUCGGCAUGAUUGGCUGCCAGCCAAUCAAAAGGUUUUUCUCUCAAGUCUCUUGAUACAUGAUGUAAUCUUUAAAUGCUAAACUUGCUAAAUGCUAAUUUAUACCAGCAGUGUAUUUUCCAUGUGGAAAAUACUUUCAGAUUUCUAAUUAAAAAAAAAAAAGUAAAAAAAACCCUCAAGAAUACUUAUAAUUAGAUCAAAGCAGUACAAGAGUCUGAAAUGGGUAUUAAAGCUACAAUAUCAAAUUCGGAAAACAAAUUGGUUAAAAUUUUUUUUUUCAUGACUCAACAACAUUCUAACAUAGUAUAGCAAUAAAUAUAUUGUGGAGAUAAAAAAAAAAGCAACACUUGCACUGGGGCCCAGCCUCAAGCUUGCUACGCCACUGCAUUUUAGACCAAACGCAUUUAUUCGACCAUCUAGUUGUUGGUCUUUUCGAACCUCCGUACUUCCCUGGGUCCUCCAUUAUACACUCAUAUAUUUAGCAGCAGAACACCACUGGUGCGAAAGGUUCUCUGCUCAGUGAUAUCAGAGAAGGAGAAACUGCCGGCUGCUACCACUUCUACUUUAGGACAAACUACCAGAGUCCAAAAAAGAAAAACGCCAUUUGAAGUUUAUGAAAACAAAAGACGUUUGGACCUAGAAAACAGCGACCGGUGUUUAGCGUUCCCUCGUUUUCUCUGGCAUUGUGGGUUUCCAGUUCGGGCAGAAGAGUCUCAGGGAAGAUGUUCACUAGCUUGUUUGCAGAUUAGCUACACCAGCUUUAACCAUACUCUGGUAUACACACCCUUACGAUCAUGUAAAUAUGUUUUAAAUGAAAAAGAUGGGAUGGGUUGGCUCUGACUAGCUGUUAUCUUAUCAAUCCAGUAAGAUAAAUCUUAAUUUCAGGCAGAAGCAGACUUCAUAGUGGCUGAAAUAAGUUCAGGAAAGUCGGAUGUGUGGAGCAACUAUCAGUUAUUUGUUCUUGUGGAUGGAAAACACAAAUAUAACAAAAUGUCCUGUAUAGAAUCAGACUGACCCAAAGCAAAAAAAGAAAAAGAAAAACUGUAGUUGAGAUGCUUGACCUUCAGCUCCGUCCUUCUAGAAACAAAUAGUUGUUUGUUUUUUAUAUCUAACACACAGGGUAGCAAAGUUUUUACAAGAUUUGGCAACAGAUGUGACUCCUUCAAAGCUCUGACGAAGGCGACAGGAAGUAGUUGAAACUGUUGGCAAAAUAAGGUAAAAACUUUGCGACUCUGUGUUAGAUAAGAACAAAAACAAGUGGAAUUAGGACAAAUAAAACAGAAACAACAUAACAAAGAAAUAGUUUUUAUUAUUUAUGACCAAACAGCAUUUCAUAUGUUGACUGAAGUCCAUCUGCAAAGGGAAACGAUGCCCAACCAGCAUGUUUCCUUACUCUCCCGCUCGCUCCUGUAGCACUGAAACGAAGCAUGUCGCUUCUAACUACAAAACAUAAAGAAAGUGGAAAGUCUGGCCUUAAUGCAGAUUUUUGGCCAUUUUAGUUGAGGUUGCCGAAGGUUUUCCUGCGUUGUUACACUAACGCUUUUAUUUAUAAGUGUUUGAAACACCAGUGAAGUUAUUUUAACUACAGAUUCUGUUACAGUGUCACCUCAGAGUGUUUUCCAGAUUAGUCACACAAACCUUUUAUUUGAAAGUGAUGCUCACAAGGAUUCUGUCAGCUUUUGUUUGCUCAGGGAAACAUUCUUUACACGUCGCUGCUCUUUACGUUGUUUUAGAGGCUCGUGGAGAGGGUGUCUUCCCCACAGCAGCACUGUGACACUUCUCUGUUUAAAUGUGCAUUUUGUCUGCGUCGGUCAGAUUUGUUUCCAUGAAGUGUUAUGAAACACACAUUUGAGAACGAGUGUUAAUCUGGUGUGUUGGUAUGGAACAAAGGAAAUGACUGCAUGAAAUGUCCUAUAGGUGUCAUACGACUGUAUUUAUUGUUCUGGUUUGUCCUGUCUGAUUCUGAUGUGUAUGAAAAUAAAGAUGUUGCCUGUU
Messenger RNA from Nothobranchius furzeri (turquoise killifish), 4508 nucleotides. It is a transcript of the gene prpsap1, whose product is annotated as phosphoribosyl pyrophosphate synthetase-associated protein 1. Gene Ontology annotation, cellular component: cytoplasm; ribose phosphate diphosphokinase complex. Gene Ontology annotation, molecular function: magnesium ion binding; ATP binding; ribose phosphate diphosphokinase activity. The record is from RefSeq and is a predicted model, not a curated record. NCBI's taxonomy places the organism in Eukaryota, Metazoa, Chordata, Actinopteri, Cyprinodontiformes, Nothobranchiidae. Gene Ontology annotation, biological process: purine nucleotide biosynthetic process; 5-phosphoribose 1-diphosphate biosynthetic process.